AUGAAGUUCUUCUCCAUCGCCUUAAUCUCGCUUAUUUCCGUGGCCUCGGCUGCCCCCACUCCUGUUGUUCGAGGCCCAGGAGGACGUCUCGUUCUUGAGGGUUCAACAUGCAGUGAUGUACAGGGCAGAAGCGUGUGUCAAGAUGGAUUCGGCAACACAUUUUUCGAAGACGAUCCUUUCUCAUCACGAUAA
This is a messenger RNA of Fusarium venenatum, 192 nucleotides long. RefSeq lists its product as uncharacterized. Lineage: Eukaryota; Fungi; Ascomycota; Sordariomycetes; Hypocreales; Nectriaceae. The record is from RefSeq and is a predicted model, not a curated record.